This is a messenger RNA of Ceratitis capitata (Mediterranean fruit fly), 1024 nucleotides long. RefSeq lists its product as uncharacterized. The coding region runs from base 395 to 1024 and encodes 209 amino acids. NCBI's taxonomy places the organism in Eukaryota, Metazoa, Arthropoda, Insecta, Diptera, Tephritidae. The transcript is spliced from 5 exons. The record is from RefSeq and is a predicted model, not a curated record.
CAGUCUAAAAGCAAACUUCACCACAGUAACAACACGACAGUUCAUUAGAUGAGUACGCGAAUCGGUAGUCUCCAUUUACACAUUCAAGCAAAUAUGAUAAAAUGGGCGAAGAGAGACUUUAUUUCACACCAUACACAAAUAUGUGUGUAGAAAAUAAUAGUGACACACGCGGCGUGUAUUAGCAAAGCUCAAGAGAUACACUCUAGUCGAUGUCGGCGCUUUCACACUAUAAGACCAAAACUCAAUGGUUAAGUGUUAGAAUUGUUUUAAAUGCAUUAAAUUGAAAAAUGUGAAAGAGUGAAAAGAUUUGACACACGCCAAAGAUAUCUCAAAUCAACAGAAAAAAAAGAACACGAUACAACAAAAGCCAGCCAUUACAGAGAUAAGGCCGAGAAUGGUGUACUCCAUACAGAACUCGGAAACGGGCGAACACCUCUACAUUCAUCAUGAUGUAAGCACUAUAAAACAGCAGGUACUCGACAUGGAAACCGGCGAGCCAUUGAACGGCACACAAGUGAAGGUUCGCUAUGGCAAACAUGAGCAUUUCCAAAUACCGAAAAAAUUCCUUUCUGACACCAACAUCGAGGUAAAGGACAAGACCCAUAAUCUACCAUGCAUGCGCCUAAAAAGAGAAUGCCAUCGUCGUCGCCAGCUAUACAAAAGAGAGGAUUUUAUCAAAAUGGACGGUGUGAAGAAUGAUAUCAUCUUGGGCUAUGAAAAGGAGCGUUAUUUAGUUUUUCUCAUACUAACAUUCUUUUGCUUCUCCAUUGGUUUGUAUUUCCUACUAGUGCUAAUCGAAGAAGUUUUACACUAUUGGGCCCACAAGAAGAACUCGUUAAAUACAAGCAAAUACUAUUACUUUCGCAGUCCCUUACACGUGCUCUCAUCCCAGUUUUGUGUAGUUUGUCGCAGUGAAAUCGAAAUGAAAAAGAUCGAAAUAUUUCAAGAAUUGAAUAAACAAAUUGUGAAAGCUGCCAAACAAUCGAAAACUACGCUAAAGGAUAUGAGUAAAGUAAUUAGUUAA